GCCGCCUCUGUUUCAGUGUUGGGGGGCGGGGUCAGGGCGGGGCGCCCGCGCUGCCGGAUGACGUCAUCCGCGCUUCCGACAGGCGCGGGUCGAGCGCCGGCGGGAUCGCGUCACUGGUGCGCGCCGCGGGUCCGGGCGCGAUGGCGGCGCUGGGCGGGGAUGGGCUGCGCCUGCUGUCUGUAUCGCGGCCGGAACGGCAGCCCGAGUCGGCGGCUCUGGGCGGUCCAGGCCCUGGGCUGUGCUGCUGGGUGUCAGUGUUCUCCUGUCUUAGCCUUGCCUGCUCCUACGUGGGCAGCCUCUACGUCUGGAAGAGUGAGCUGCCCAGGGACCAUCCUGCCGUCAUCAAGCGGCGUUUUACUAGCGUCUUGGUGGUGUCCAGUCUCUCGCCCCUUUGCGUGCUACUCUGGAGAGAACUCACAGGCAUCCAGCCAGGCACAUCCCUGCUCACCCUGAUGGGCUUCAGGCUGGAGGGCAUUUUCCCAGCAGCACUGCUACCCCUGCUGCUGACCAUGAUCCUUUUCCUGGGCCCACUGAUGCAGCUCUCUAUGGAUUGUCCAUGUGAUCUGGCAGAUGGGUUGAAGGUUGUCUUAGCCCCUCGCUCCUGGGCCCGCUGCCUCACAGACAUGCGUUGGCUGCGGAACCAAGUGAUUGCACCCCUGACAGAAGAACUGGUAUUCCGGGCCUGCAUGCUGCCCAUGUUAGCACCAUGCACGGGCCUGGGCCCUGCUGUGUUCACCUGCCCACUCUUCUUUGGAGUUGCCCAUUUUCACCACAUUUUUGAGCAGCUUCGUUUCCGCCAGAGCAGCGUGGGGAGCAUCUUCUUGUCUGCAGCGUUCCAGUUCUCCUACACAGCGGUCUUCGGUGCCUACACUGCUUUCCUCUUCAUCCGAACAGGACACCUGAUUGGGCCGGUUCUUUGUCACUCCUUCUGCAAUUACAUGGGCUUUCCUGCCGUGUGCGCAGCCCUGGAGCAUCCGCAGAGGCGGCCCCUGCUGGCAGGCUAUGCUCUGGGUGUGGGACUCUUCCUGCUUCUGCUCCAGCCCCUCACGGACCCCAAGCUCUACGGCAGCCUUCCCCUUUGUGUGCUUUUGGAGCGGGCAGGGGACUCAGAGGCUCCCCUGUGCUCCUGACCCAUGCUCCUGACCCAUGCUCCGAUGAACUCUCACGGGCUCCGCAGCCCCUCCCCACCAAGGGGUACUGCAAGGGGAGGAGCUGGCUGGGGUCCCCGAGAUCUCAGGAAUUUUUGUAGGGGAUUGAAGCCACAGCUAGUUGAAUCCCAGGGACCAAGAGAAAGGAGCAGAUACCCAAAGGGUGCAGCCCCCCUCCAAAGGAGGUUGAGGAACAGCUGGGGGUGAGGGGACAAGGGGCAGGUCCCAGGAGCCGUGCACUCCCUUCCUCACUUUGGACUGCUGCUUUUCUGAGCUCCUCUGCCCCCAUCUGCCUCUGAAAAGCUGCUCGGGGGUGGAAUUUACAAAAUCCCUCCCCCCAACUUCCCAGGGUUUUCUCAUUGUCUUUUUGCAUCAGGACUUUGUAUUGAGAUAUUAAAGAGAUUUAACUUGGG
Messenger RNA from Zalophus californianus (California sea lion), 1561 nucleotides. RefSeq names its product Ras converting CAAX endopeptidase 1 (gene RCE1). The transcript has 8 exons. Bases 141 to 1130 code for a protein of 329 amino acids. Gene Ontology annotation, molecular function: metalloendopeptidase activity. Gene Ontology annotation, cellular component: endoplasmic reticulum membrane. Gene Ontology annotation, biological process: CAAX-box protein processing. The record is from RefSeq and is a predicted model, not a curated record. Lineage: Eukaryota; Metazoa; Chordata; Mammalia; Carnivora; Otariidae.